Molecule: messenger RNA, 354 nt
Organism: Durusdinium trenchii
Lineage: Eukaryota; Dinophyceae; Suessiales; Symbiodiniaceae
Source: the annotation of a GenBank genome assembly
AUGGCGUACACCACCUCCAGGCGCCGCGAGACGGGCAGCACCUCCAGCACCGUGGGCCGCCGCCGCACCGCUCCGGCGAUCGCCUACGGCUACUCCGACCGACCGUCGGUGAUGAGCAAUUUCGGCGACAAGAUGCCAUCAAAGACAAACUACGGAUAUUCAGGUUCCAAUGCUUUCUCUUCUGGCAGCAAGACGAAUGCCGCUAUGUAUGCAGCGGGUGGUGUUGCGGCUGGCGCAGUGAUGGGUGCUGGUGCCUACUAUGCAUACAACGAAAUGUACAACAACGAUAUUGGCUUCCACCGCCGUCGAGUUGCCUCGCACUACAGAGACACACGAUGCGGGCAUUGCCACUAG